AGAAGCCGUUCGCUCUUUCUCGGCCACCGCAGACAAGAAGCGCCUCUCUCAAUUCUCCCAUCAAUUCUCCCAUCUUCCUCCCCCAGUUGAGAUCACAAGAUCCUCCGCCCAUCAAAUAGAUAGAAGGUCCAGAUGAAAAUAAGAAUGGAUGAGUAGCUGUAGCGUACUUCAACCAUUGAAGAAAUCAAAAAAAAUUUUGAUUGAUAUGAGAGAUCAUCAAGAAGAUAACGAUUGCUUCACGUAAUCCAGAUGAAGUUCUUCAUCCAGGCUGCCCCUUCUUGUUGUUCUUCGAUCAUGUACAUCAUGAAUUACCCUCUUGCAUAGAAUUGUCGUAGAUUUGCAGUCAAAACCACUCUAAAAAUUCAAUUCACAAUUUCACAAAUUCCUCGGUAUAGCAACGUACAAAUUGAUUGUAAAUCCAUGACCGAGCUGUCCCAUUUGCAUCUGGACCGUUGCAACUAGAGUUCUUGCUGCAUCAUGAAUAGUCGAUGUCUGUUGAUCGCUCAACACCGCGUCGAGUCAAUACGAAUCCAGUUUGGUGGCUGCGACAGCUAUUGGUAGCCCUAUUCUACCUCCUGACCGACGCUUUGGCUUUCCUUUGGUAUCAUUUGACGGUUUUGAAGAAAGACCAAGAAGUAGAGGACUUCUACGCUCUUCAUUCAGAAGAUCCUCAUCGAGCACUUCAACAGAGACCACUUCACGACGGCAACGUUGGAAAUAGGGGAUCAAGGAGAAGCUCUUCUAAGAAUAUCUCCAAUCAAGAAGCUCUUCUAAGAAGAUCAAGUAGACCACCGCCAAUCAAAAACAACAGUUUUUUCUUCUUUGCGACGAAAUCGAAAAUCAUGUCAGCGAUGACAGGCGAUGACUACGGCGGCGGCGGGCAAGGUGGGUCAACUAGCGACUCUGGAUCUGGCAGCGAUCACUCUCAAGUAGAAGACAGAACGCAUUGCUCAGGCCUACGCCUAUCGUCAGAACAAUAUGCAGACGUAGACAAAGACAGCACUACUGCGACCGCGGCUGCCGAAUCAGCACCAUCGGCGUCAUCGAGCUCGACAGCAAAGAAACCUAAGUACUUCUAGAUGGCAUGUUCUUUGGGUCUUUGUUGCACGACGAGCACGAUUUUCUUAUUCAUAAAUAUGAAGAUCAUGUUCACUUAUUUCUUAAUAAAUCGCAUGAAAACUACCAAGCUUGUCCUUGUCUACCCGGUGAACUACAUUAAAUCAGGUACACAGUCCCCUGUCAGUUUCCGCAAGUUUCUUUCAAGCAUAGACGCACUGCGAAUCGAAUAUGGUACGUGAAAAAGAAGCAUAGGACCGAGAUCAGUGCCGACUCUUGGGAUGCGCAAAACCACUUCGGCAAGAAAACAGUCGAAAAACUGCAUACGUGGGAUAGGCAUUGGGGACGUAACUCACGAGGUAUAACGAGAGUCCAUAGGAAGGACAUCACGCCAGAGCAGUUGUAUGAACGAUUUAUGCUACCGGGACUGCCAGUCAUCGUGCAAGGAUGCAUGGACGGCUGGCCAGCGAUGGAAAAGUACUUGCUAUUCAUUGCCUGAAGUAGACCAAAUCAAUGAAGUUAAUCAAAAUUUUCACUCGAAUCUAAAGUACGUAACGAUAAUGAAGAAACACUUCAAAUUUGCAGCUACUAGGAGAUUCAUUACUUGAAAUGUGCUUUGGGUUUGGUUUCGAGACAACAAGAAUUCGAGUUUCAAACUCGAAUUCUCGAAAAAAUGGUUUUUUAUCGCUUUCAUUUUAAAUUCAUUUUCUGAUCGAAAGCUUUUCUGCUGAUAAGAAUUUGACCUCAAUCUUGUUUGUUGUCUACCACUUGUGGAAAUAUGUUGCUAUCAAGUGAGCUUUUGCUAGUGUAUUGCUAGUAGAGGCUCACUUGAAGUUGAAAUAUUUUCUAGAAGUACUUGCUAUUUGGACUUGGAGUAUCUUUUGUUCUACGUAUCAAUCUUCGAAUUUCAAUGGUUCCUGAAAAUCACUCAACGUCUCAUACUUACUGUUACCUUACUUUCUACAAGAACGGCAAUUUCCAGUUGUUACUACUUUCAUGUCUUCGAAGCCUUUGAAAGGGCGCACCUCGCUCCUAUUAUACCUCCUUCUUCUACAGUUGGACGCUGCAGCAGCUUACGCAGCGAUUUCCGCAUCAGAUGUUUAAGUGCGGUGAGGAUGACAGCGGUCGCAGGUUAAGGAUCAAGUUCAAGUACUUUUCCGACUACUGCAAGGUGCAGCGUGACGACUCCCCGAUCUACCUCUUCCAGUCCGCUUUGCAGGAAGAAGCUGGCAGCUCAACGCUGUUAGACGACUAUUGGGUUCCAGACGUGAUGCCGUUUGAUCUCUUCAAUUUGGUAGGGAGAGACAAAAAACCGCCAUAUCGCUGGUUCUGCAUUGGCCCGAAGCGGAGUGGCACUACUGUGCACAAAGACCCACUGGGAACGAGCGCGUGGAACGCGGUGGUCACUGGCGCCAAGAGGUGGGUGCUUUUCGAACCAGAAGUGUCGAAAAAACUAGUCAAAGGGAAGGAGCACAGGCUUAAGCACGAAGACGACGAGGCAAUCGAUUGGUUCGCCAACAUUCUUCCGAGAAUAAAGGACCAAAUCAUGUUGGAGAAUCUAGACGUCAAGGUCUACGAAGAAGUGCAAGAACGCGGAGAGUUAUGACUGUAAAACUUGAACUUCUACACAGGAGUACCAGUACUCGACCCAAAUUUUUUCAACGUUCUUAGAAGAAAUCGCAGAUUAUAAUGCGUAGCUCAUGUUGAUCUGUUGCAGUUCGUUGCUUUUUUUUCACCUUUUCGGUUUGUCCCACUUCCACCCUACACGACGACGACUACUAACGUUUUUGACCUCCUCCUUCGAGCUGCUCUAGUACUCCUCUCGUCUCUAACGGUUGUGAUCUUCGUUCCCGCAAACUGGUGGCACGGUGUGGUCAACCUAGACGACAGCAUAGCGAUCACGCAGAAUUUCGCAGGUUACGCAGAGUUUGAUGAUGUGUGGAAGGCGACUAGAAAACAGAGGAAGAUGCUGGCGACCAGGUGGCUUCGGAAUCUGAAGAGGUUCAGACCAGAAUGCUAUGACCGCGCAAAAUACCUGGACCAGAAAUAUCCAGUUGAGGAUGAUGAUGUACUUUUUUUUUCUGAGUAGUUUGAUAGAUAAUGAUCAUAGUCGGUCUUGACUCUUUUCUAUCUUACUCUGGUCUUUCUUUUUGCUAGUUAGGUCGGCUCCACCACAAUCAUAGUCUGUCUUGACUGUAGUAACUUACUAGUUCAAAGAGCACAAGCACAAGUAAGAAUCACAAUCAUCCUUGAGUAACCGUAACGUAGUUCAAAGAGCACCACAAGUAAGAAUCACUACAAUCAGGCUUCAGUUGUAUGGUUCUGGUAUUUGGUAACCUGAAUUUGAUCCUAAGGGUUUUCUUCUUUUUUUCCCUUAUGAUCAAACUCAGGUUACCAAAUACCGGAACCCUUCAUCAGUAACGUUGACCUUACUAAAGAAUCUCUCCUCCAUCAUCACAGAGUCUCUCCUCGAGUUCGAGUUCCUCGUCUUCUAGUUCGUCCGACGACGACAGCGACAUUGAGUUUCAGGGAGUGCAAGGGCUAGAGAAAUUUCGGCCUCCUUGGGUCUCCGAAGACCGAUUCCCCGAUUUUCAGAAGGACUUGACGAAACGCACUGCGAGAUCCCAACGAGAGAUGGAAAGACGAGCGUCUCAGCAUGAGAGGGAACGAGCAGAGCAGGUGGCGAAAUGGAGACACAAGUUGUCGUCUGAAAAUAGGCAAGACAAGAACCACGACGAGGUUGUGAGGUACACACCGACAUCUAGAACAUCUUCUUGUUCUGCUGGUGAGGAAAAAAGAAUGAUCACAUCUUCAAACGGGCAAUUAUAUCAUGAGGGACAGCACCAACAAGAAAAGCGAAGCCCGUCUUGUUCCUCAUCUAGAAGUAGUAGAUCGCGGAGUAGAUCGCAAAAAUACGAUUUCAAAGCAAAACUAGGAGCCAUGCGAUUCGAAGAAGACGAUCGACAAAGCGAGGAUAAAAACACUGGCGUUGAACCUAUGAGAAUGUAAAAAAAAUGUUAUUCCACAAGAACUACUUGUUGAAGGAAGUUUUAUUCGCAAGUUGUCAGGAUGUUUCACUCUGGGAUAUGUGUUGUACCUUGUUCCUUAUUCUUAGCGGCCCCAAUGCUCGGUAAACUCGUUGCUUUUGAGUUAUUGAAUUUGGAAUUAUGAUGUUGAGCUUCAAACUCUGUUCGAGCUGAAUUAGUUUGAGGUCGUUCUACCGGAGGCUAUUCCGCCCGAUGAAGCACUUAUCAUCUUCUAUGCAAAUUAAGAUAUCUCCUGAAUUGAAUAUACUUAGCAAAAUGCACGACUGGGAACCGUUUCUCUGUAACAUAAAAUUAUGUGGAAAAGAAUCAGAACCUAGUCUUAGUAUACUCAACCCCUUCGAAUUCGAUCUCCAACACAUGUCUCCCUGUCCCUUGCAACAACUGUUUGUUAGUCAUCGUCCCCAUUGUAAUGUAGUACCGCAUCGCGGUCGUCUGCUAGGAAGUAAGAGAACAAGAACAUCAAAUACUUGGAUAAGACUCCUCGUGUCCUCAGACUCAGAGUCAGCCUUAUUUCCCGAUGCGCAUCCUUCUUCCUUAGAACAAGCGCAAGAAGUCUCUCGGCUCGUAUAAUUCAGACAGUGUAAUAAACUCCAACUGUGCACACGACGAGUCAGCAAGCAAGGAAGAUACCAUCCCCC
Molecule: messenger RNA, 4741 nt
Organism: Amoebophrya sp. A25
Lineage: Eukaryota; Dinophyceae; Syndiniales; Amoebophryaceae
Source: the annotation of a GenBank genome assembly